This is a messenger RNA of Anopheles nili, 1575 nucleotides long. Its product is annotated as phenoloxidase-activating factor 2-like. The transcript is spliced from 4 exons. The coding region runs from base 215 to 1480 and encodes 421 amino acids. Lineage: Eukaryota; Metazoa; Arthropoda; Insecta; Diptera; Culicidae. Gene Ontology annotation, biological process: proteolysis. Gene Ontology annotation, molecular function: serine-type endopeptidase activity. The record is from RefSeq and is a predicted model, not a curated record.
GGACGAUCGCUUCGGAGCUGCAAAACCCGGCGAUCCUCAGAGUUGCCCGAGUGUGUUUGUGUGUUGGUGUUCGCCCAAUUUCAAUCCGGUUUCACGGCCGAUCGCACAACAGCAAACCGGCCGAGAGUGCGAAAAUUGCCAGUGCCCCCUGCAUCGUUGGGUUUUUUCAGCCUGCCGGAUUUAAGGUUUUUUACCAUUAUUCUAGCAAAGCACGAUGGCUGCAUUACGCAAAGCAUUGCUCAUCCUUGCGAUCGUAGGACUCGCGCGUGCACAACAACCGAUCGACAAGAUAUUCUUCCCCGAGAACGACACCAUCUUGAAUUUCGCGAACCGUGUCGGAGAAGGUGACAGCACCGGUUUCCAGGCUGGCCAACCGGAUCCACUGGACGCGAUCACACCAACCGUACGACCACAAACCCUGCUGACGGCCCAGGGCGAACGAUGCACGUGUGUGCCGUACUUCACCUGCCAACCGCAACCGGAAUUUGCCGAGCAGAACAAGUUCAACGAGAUUAACGUCAACUACAAUCCUGAAAGCUGCCAGGACGUGCUGGAUGUGUGCUGCCGGGAUAUCGAUUCGCUCGUGGUGCCGAUGAACAACACACCCGGUGAACCUCCGGUCGGGCGAGCACGCGGUUGUGGCCUCCGCAACAUUGGUGGUAUUGACUUUACGCUGACCGGAAACUUCAACAACGAAGCAGGCUUCGGUGAGUUUCCUUGGACUGUGGCCAUCGUCAAGACGCAGGAUGGAAGCAGCAGCUGCGGUGGUUCGCUCAUCCACCCAAAUCUCGUUCUCACGGGGGCACACUGUGUUCAGGGUUUCCGGAAAGGCCAGCUGAAGGUGCGCGCCGGUGAGUGGGACACGCAGACGACAAAGGAACGUCUACCCUUCCAAGAGCGUGCGGUAACCCGCGUCAACAGCCACCCGGAGUUCAACCCGCGUAGUCUUGCCAACGACAUCGCGGUACUGGAACUCGACCAACCGAUCCAGCUAGCGGAACACAUCAACGUCGUGUGUCUUCCGCCGGUUAACUUCGAUACGCGUCGUACGGAUUGCUUCGCCAGCGGUUGGGGCAAGCACCAGUUCGGUAAGGCAGGCCGGUACAGUGUGAUCAUGAAGAAGGUUCCACUGCCGCUGGUAGCUUCGUCGACUUGCGAGCGUCAGCUACAGGCAACCCGGCUUACUUCACGCUUCCGACUGCACCAAACGUUCAUUUGUGCGGGUGGCGAACGGGGUGUGGACACGUGCGAAGGUGACGGUGGAGCACCGCUUGUGUGCCCGAUCGGAGCUGCCAGCGAGAACCGGUACGCGCAGGUUGGAAGUGUCGCGUGGGGCAUUGGUUGCCAUGAUGCCGUCCCCGGCGUUUAUACGAACGUCAUCCUGUUCCGGUCGUGGAUCGAUAAUGUGGUGCGAACGCUUGGAUUUGAUACGACCGUGUAUGAUGCGACGCAGUCUGCGUUUUCGCAACUGUUUGUCUGAUCGGAAGGUGUCUUUUUAAUUUUAUCCUCUUCAACGAAACAUCUAGAACACCAGAACGCUAGAAAUAAAAUCGAAACGCGAAAGCACGCAUUCCG